Molecule: messenger RNA, 5577 nt
Organism: Oncorhynchus tshawytscha (Chinook salmon)
Lineage: Eukaryota; Metazoa; Chordata; Actinopteri; Salmoniformes; Salmonidae
Product: pleckstrin homology domain-containing family A member 5
Exons: 25
Coding region: 1916-5305 (1129 amino acids)
Cellular component (GO): cytosol
Molecular function (GO): phosphatidylinositol-3-phosphate binding; phosphatidylinositol-5-phosphate binding; phosphatidylinositol-4-phosphate binding
Source: RefSeq, a predicted model, not a curated record
GACUGGUGGCGGUUGUGACGAGCUGCAGAGCUAAUAUAUAAAAACAAAUGCCAUCGUUGAUGAAACGCUUAUUUCAUUAAAAUUAUUUUUCUCUUGAACCAUCUGGUCUAUCCACUAGAAACUCAAGGACAAUAAAACAUGAAUACUAUAUAUUAAUAAAACACGUUUUAAUAAAUUACCAAAAGUUCCGAUAGAUUGCCAUCAAUUUUCUGUUAAUUACCAAAAAAAUGACUGAAGAUUCUGUUAACUUUAGUAAAUUACCGGUAGUUUUGCAACCCUCGUCUGGGUCAAAGAGAGGAAAAAUAAGGCUUGUUUUUGGCAUGUACCACUACUGCUUUAAGCAUUGUUAGUAAGCAGCAGAAGCUACAGCAUAACGUUUCGCUCCAAUAGCCUCUUGAGUCCUGCGGCAACCAGUUGUAUUUCAUUUAAUGGCGUCUCUCUCAGUGCUGUGGCUUUUUCUCUGGUCUGGUUCCUUUACAAAGCCAGAGGGAGGGAGAGACGAGGGUUUCGGCUCAGCCCUGCCAAGCAGCACAGCCACACACAGACGCCCAGGAGUCUGCCCAAGCUUGGUCUCUCGAACCAACCACACAGACUCAAGUUUCCAUUUCCUCAGAGAGAGAAGGGGGCGAGAGCGAGUUGAGGGAGAGGAGGAAGAAACAGAGCUCUGCAUGAUUCCUGUAGCUCUAUCAUAAUUAUAGAAGCGUUUCACAUAACGCAAAGGGAAAUGUAAUGAGGAUAACUCGGCUGUAUGCCAGUCAUGUUAAAAGGGCGCUAAUUAGAUUUUCACAGGUUAAAGCUUUUCACACUUGAAUUGGCAAAUUUCUUCUUCAAUUCACAUGUGAGGUGAAAACACGUUAUUCUUUUCACAUGUGAAAAGGUGGUGAACAUGUGAACACAUAUAUAUUAUAUGUAGUCACAUAUAGUAGACACAUAUAGUGUCUCUUGUGUUUUCACAUUGUCAAACUGCAAAUUACACAUGUGAAUAUGCAAUUGACAUAUGAGGUGAAAACACGUUAUUCUCCUCACAUGUUAAAAGGUAGGUUGCGUAAACAUCACCACAUGUAACAUUAGAAUAUGCAUCAAAAGUCUCAGUGCAAAGUUACACUAUUAUUAUUAUUAUUAUUAUGAUUAUAAAAACUUUUUUUUUUACCAGACAAACCGGUCCCACUUCAAAGCUAGCUUCUCGUUUUUGGACCACAAUUGAGUCGUAACCCCAUCCUUGUGGGUAUUACCGCACUAGCUACGAAUGACGGAAAAGUACUACAACACUCACUUGCUCGACUACCAAACAGGAAAAGAAGAGAUGCACUUUUAAUAUGGUUAUAUGGUUUCUUCUAAGUGCAUGUACAUAGUCAGUUCACCAGCGUCAACACUUGGUUUGGAAUGUAAUUACAUGUUAGCAUGGCUAAUAGCUAAUGCUAGCCAGCUGGAACUAGCUUGGUAGCACCGGUUCUCAUUUUACGUUGAGAAAUAGUGCAUUCUGGGUAGUUCCGAAGAUAUCCGGAAAUAACUUAAUAAAUAUGUAAAAACGCUAAAACAUAACUAACCAGAUCGUGACAACUAAGUUACUAAGUCUUUGUGACCACAUUGUGUUGUUACAUUGGUGAGUAAAAACUCAUCCUCCCUUCCCUUUAAACUCUCCAUAUUCUUUUCUCUUGUGGCGAACGCGGCAGUUUCACAAGUCCCUUAUUCCUCACUGACUGUUGUUACAAAUUAAUUUGUGGAUGGCAAAGGAAUGACUGCCUUUUGUUUGUCAGGCUCUGGUAAACAGGAUAUUGGAAAAAAAGAUUACUCAUUCAAUGUGUUCUUGUCUGUCUCUCUCUGCUGUCUUCCACGCACACACUAACAAUGCCUUGGUUUGUCUAUUGUGAGCGGAUCUUGAGUGAGGAGAAUCGGCUGCCAGUUUACCAGUCCAAUGCACGGUAACCCUCUCUCCUCUUGGCAGGCGACUCAUCCCAACAUGCGGACCUACUACUUCUGCACAGACGCAGCCAAAGACAUGGAGUCUUGGAUGAAGGUGAUGACAGAUGCUGCCCUGGUGCACUCUGAGCCUAUCAGGAGCAGGUCGCUCAAAGUGGAACAGUGCGGUCCUCAGGAUGUGAGUAACCACGUUACCCAGAACCACAGACCGGUUCUAACCCGACCAGAGAUCCAGAACAACGAGCGGAACAGGACCGAGGCCGACAGGGAACAUCACACCAUCGCCGCCGUAACCACGGUAACCACUGUCACUGCCGAGGAGGAGGAGGACAGGAAGCAGCGUGAUGCAGAGCGCUACGGGUUUCAGAAGGAAGGGGCAGAGAGGGACCGGCCGCUCACUAAGAUCAACAGCAUCAAACUAGAACCAGAUCAGGCUUCUGCUGUACCUGCUGACAUCACACCAGACGGGCCCUACAGAGCCCCACAGGUGAACGGUGCUGGGGACCAGAGCCCAGGGGAGAUGAUGACCAAUCCCCAGCCCCAUCGGACCCCCUCUAUCCAGGGCAGCAUGACCCCCACCACCCCUACCCCCCAGUACCCCCAUGGGGAACCUGAACCCAGGACCCUGACCAGGACCAACUCCAUGCAGCAGCUGGAACAGUGGGUCCGCACACAGAGAGUACGCAACCAGGAUGAUGACACACACAGCAUCAUGUCGUACCAGACACUGCCCAGGAACAUGCCCAGUCACCGAGCCCCUCCAGCCAUGCCCCACUACGGGGACCCCGGCUACCGUACCUUACCCAGGAACAGCAUGGCCCGGCCGGACAGUAUCUGCAGCAUGUCCCCCUCCAUGUAUGACCAGGCCAUGGGGCUGGGCCUGGGGCUAUCCUCUGCAGACAAGAGACGCUCCAUGAGGGAUGACACUAUGUGGCAGCUGUAUGAGUGGCAGCAGAGGCAGGCCUAUACCCCCACACGGCCUAUGUCGUCCACUCCCAGACCCUACGGGACCCUGCCUAGCCCCAAGACCAUGAUCAACCUGUCUGAGCACCAGGGUCACGGUCACCACUCCAUCCCCCCCUCACCCUCCCAUGGGUCCCUGUCUAUGUACGGGGGCUACUCGCCCCUCCACUUCUCCUACAACCCCAGCUCCAGUAGGUCUGAGGUGGCCUUCCCUGUAUACCGGGGGGAUGUUACCACAGACAGAAGACACAGGACGCCACAUCUCAACCAGUAUGCCUACCCGCCUGAGAGGAGGUCCAUGCCAGCAGGGAUCCCUGUCCAGACCAUCACUGCCCAGUCUCUGCAAGGAAAAACGCCUGAGGAGCUGACCUUGCUGCUGAUAAAGCUUCGUCGGCAGCAGGCCGACCUAAACAGCGUCCGGGAGCACACUGUAGCACAGCUUAUGCAACUAAACCUCGAUGGUGGCCACAACCCAAAGAACGACAUUCUGUCUCAUCAUCUCCAAAGAAACCUCAUGUAUCUCGACAACCAGAUGUCGUCUCAUGUGAAGGAAAAUCAGCCUUUAAUCGUGAUGAUUCACACCUUGAUAGAGAACUCAGCCCCCAGGCCUCAGCUAUACCAGCACCACGUCAGAAUGAGCCCAGAGGACCACAGGGAACACGCCUACAUGUGCAGCCCCGAGGAGGUUGACAUCGAUGCCAAGCUGAGCAGGUUGUGUGAACAGGACAAGGUUGUGAGGAUACGUGAGGACAAGCUCCAGCAGCUACACAGAGAGAAGCACACCCUGGAGACAGCCCUGCUGUCGGCCAGUCAGGAGAUAGAGAUGAGUGCUGAUAACCCAGCAGCCGUACACAGUGUUAUCCAGCAGAGAGACGUGCUGCAAAGUGGCCUGCUCAGCACCUGUAGAGAACUGUCACGAGUCAACACUGAGUUGGAGCGGUCGUGGAGGGAGUAUGAGAAGCUGGAGGGAGACGUCUCAUUGGCCAAGGACAACCUGCUGGAGCAGCUAGAGGCCCUGGGGAGCCCUCAGACGGAGCCUCCCAGCCAUCAGCAUGUCCACAUCCAGAAGGAGCUGUGGAGGAUCCAGGACGUGAUGGAGGCCCUCAACAAGAACAAGACCCAGAGACACACAGACACACAGGGACACUACGGCUCCACACCCAUCUCUAACAUACACAAGAGUGAGGAGGAGGUGGAGGACCUCUCAGCUCCCCCAAGACCGCCCUUACCCCAGGCCUACGAGCCCAACAGCCCUGCUGUACCCCCCCUCCCCUCUCGUGUUGCCUCCAGCGGGCGACCGGCACCCCCACCACCACCACACCGGAGUCCAGAGGACAGGGACAGGAAGGCCGGCCAGAGGAACGGAACAGGUCCUGACUACAGGCUGUAUAAGAGUGAACCAGAGUUGACCACCGUAACAGAGGUGGAUGAAACCAACGGAGAGGACAGAUCAGAACAGUCUGACAGAGACCCAGCAAACACAAAAGGAAUGUCCUACCCCGUUGGCAUCGUUCCCCCCAGAACCAAAUCUCCCAACAUGCCAAAUUCCUCCAGCAUCAACUCCUACGUCACCCUGAGGAGGGGAGGGAGGCCAGACCCGCGCAUGGAGCGACCCCAUAGUGCUGUAGAGCAGCUGUCUGGUGGGGCUGUGGAGAAGGACAGUGGCAGAUCCAGGAUGAGUGUAGAAGAGCAGCUGGAGAGGAUCAGGAGACACCAACAGGGGGCGCUAAGAGAGAAGAAGAAGGGGCUUCACAUCCUGGCAGGGAGUAGCUGCAACAGCCCGCAGGACUACACUACACACAGCCACAGUACCACAUCAACACCGUCACGUAGCCCUUCGUUCACCAAGGAGAACCCCUUCCGCAGCAUGCAGCAGAACCGUCGUCAGCGCGGCGAGGGGAUGAGCAGUGACAUCCUGGAGUUGGAGGCGUCACUCAGAGAACAGGAAGUGGUCAGAGAGCAGGAGACGCCGGCCGAGGAGAUAGCACGCCUUAAAGAGGCCACACACACUGACCACUACAACAUGGACAGAGAGCUUUCAGUCCCUGAGAAGGUGUUGAUUCCAGAGCGUUAUGUGGAGUCAGACCCAGAGGAGUCUCUCAGUCCAGAGCAGGAGGCUGACAAACAAAAGAAAGUGGACCGCAUCAAGGCCCUCAUCGCCAAAAACAGUAUGCAGAAUGUUCUCUCUCCUCCAGGUCCAGAGAAGGAAGCUGAGGAGGAAACCACAGCUCAGGAUCAGGAGAAAAUGAUCAACAUAUCCUAUGAACUGGCUGCUGAGGCCUCCAAACGCAGCAAGCUGGUGGCAGUGCACAGCUUGUCAUCCUCCUCACCUCCUCCUGAGCCCCAACCCUCCUCAUCUCCACCUCCUAACACACAGCCUCCCCCCCAGCUCACUGAUGGCUCCCACUUCAUCUGUGUCUAGUAGUGGCAGCACCUUGGCCUCAAUGAAGACCUACACGUGAGAAGACCUCUUCACUAGGACAUGACACACCCAGCACAAAAUCCAACAAACUGGACUGACAGACUGAUGGCCCGCUAGACCACGCCAUGCUCUGUUCAAUCUAUACCUUACUACAGUAUGACAUCACAUCCUCCUGUGCCAUGAUGUCAGUUCAUGUUGCCACAUCCCCUCCUUUUAACAUCACCACCACUUUCCCCUCUUCUCCCCCCUCACCUACUCUCCAUGUUAUCACC